UGUUAUGUCAGAAAUAGAUUCAGGCUGAACAAAAUGUGGCACUGUGUAGUAUGUAGAUGCUUUGGCGUUGGUGCUUGAACCGGCGGGCGCAGGGACCCGCAGGAGCGUAAAGCAAAGCGAUAGCGCGCUGUCAGGAGGCGCAUGCUAAGACACACCUGGUUGUGCUGAUCACAAACAACAGACGACCAAAACAGAUUUGUGGGAAGUGUGUCGUGGAAUCUGCAUGGUACACACUGCCAUAUAUUACUCCUAUGCACGGUUUUUAUCUGAAAUGUUGUAAUGGGGACGUCGCACUCGAACCAGGCCGUGCCGGUGCUAGGACCCUGACGCCGUGUUCAGCGAGGACGCGAGACGCUCCGGCAGCCACGGGAAUAUCCUCGCGCUGUUCACUGCGUGCUUGGCUCGAUCAGCAAGAACUUACGCGUGGAAAGUUGGGGAUGGAUUUCUUUAUUCGGAGUGGCCAAGCAGGAUGAUCAUGCCUGGGAAAAUAAAGGCUGGCUCAGCCUUCUAUUAAUCCAAAUCGCUGGCAUGUGGAGUUACGAUCAAAGCCACGUGAACCAAAUGAUAAUAAUAAUACUAAAAAGCUCAGACGACCACUCUGAUUAGCAUUUUAGCAAGCGCGUUUAUGUUUAAAGGUAGCAGUAUUUUUUUUCCCUGAAAUGAAAGGUAAACACGAGCACAGUCCUGGGUGUGGGAAGUCGCUGAGCUCUCAUAUGAACAAUAUGGACGAGGCGGUGGAGGAUGACAUCUCGGAGAUCCCACAGCACGCCGUGGUACCGAACGACAGCAACGUCGUGAUGGUGAUCAACCACAGCAAAAUCCGCCCCCCUGUCAGCGUGCUGUGGGCGACUGUCCUCUACUGCGCCGAGUUCAUCUGCGCCGCGGUGCUGUCCAGCAUUUACCACACAAGCGAAGACGUCAUAUGGAUGGGGCUGACCAUCACCUUUAUCCUGGUGCCUUCUGUGCUCACUCAGCUCACCCUAACCUUCCUCCACCGGGAUCUGGGGAGAGACCGACCUCUGGUGCUCUUCAUGCACCUGCUCCAGAUGGGACCGAUCAUCAGGUGUGUGGAAGCUUUGGUAGUUUACUUCAAGGCAGGCAGAAAGGAGGAGCCGUACGUUACCAUCACGAGAAAGAUGAAGCUAAAAAACGGUAAAGCCGUCGGCUCCCCCAUGGAAUGGGAGAUCGGCCAUUCAGAGCGCAAGCUGGCUGUCCACCGUGAUGCGUUUAAACGCACAGCUGUCAUCCAAGCCUUCCUCGGUUCCACGCCUCAGCUCACCCUCCAGCUGUAUGCUGCCAUUCAAGAGAAAUACAUCCUUCCUGUUAGACUUACCUUGAUGAUCAUCUCCCUGAUAUCAAUCACAUAUGGUGCGCUGGUGUGCAGUGUGUUGGCAAUCCAGAUCCGUUAUGACGAAUACAAAGUGAGCAUGAAGACUGGUGCAUAUUUGUGCAUGGUGCUGUGGCGUGGUUUGGAGAUCGCCACUCGCGUCACCUCACUAGUACUCUUCAGCACAGCCCUAACCUUCUGGGUGGUUCUGGUGGGUCUGGCCAACCUGCUCAUCUUCUUCUUCCAGCCGUGGGUGGAGUUCUGGGCACGGAGAGCCUCACUGCCUGAGAACAUAGAGAAGAGCCUGAGCAAGGUGGGCACGUGUGUGGUGCUGUGCCUGGUCACACUGCUCUACGCCUGCAUCAACGUCUUCUGCUGGUCGGCUGUGCAGUUGAACCUGGCUGAGCAGGAACUGAUAGAGAAGCAGCCUCGCUGGAGCCGCCUGGCCGUAUACUACACACUGCGCUUCGUUGAAAAUGUGGCACUCAUUGUGGCCUGGUAUUUCUUCAAGUCGGACUUCUAUGACUAUGUGUGUGCGCCGCUGCUUGCUGUGCAACUGAUUGUGUGCUAUGCCCUUGCUGUGCUCUUCAUGCUGCUCUUCUACCAGUUCUGCCACCCGGCACGCAAACUCUUCAAGCAUAACGUGGAAGACUGCCUGCGCUGUGCCUGCUGCUGGAGAAAAGAGCAUACACUGGUUCCACAGGUCCCACCAACCCCAGACCUCACUGUUCAGCAGGGGGCGAGAGAAACAGAUAUCUUGGACGACAUGGAGGCAGCUUGACCUGCCCCUGUAAUUCAUUUGGUCAGAUCUGGCCCUCCCAAACGCCGCAUAUUUGCACGAAUCCAUGAUCAGGAACAUCAUGUGAGAUAUACAGAAUCUCAGUUUCUAUGCAGAAACUGCUGUAGUUCAUUUUAAGAACAAAUCUUGUGUAGUUCCAAGAGUAUCCUCAGCAUGACUAUUCUGAAUCGCCUUGAAACGGCCUUGAACAAAACAGCCUCACUACUCUAAUUUUAGACGUCACUACUCUGGUGUGCAUUGGCAGGGAACGAGAUUGUAGUGAGCUGGGGGUUUUUGGCUGCUACAUACCAAAGAAUGUUGCAAAGAAUGAGAUGAUUCACAAAGACAGCCUUCGCAAAGGCUUAAUGCAGGUGUGUUGGAAACAGGCCAAAUGUCUGACUCAAGAAUGGAGUUUACGUGACAAUGUGGGACAUCCCCUGCUUUAUGUAAAAACACAAGCCAGCCAUUCAUUCCCCUCAAGUGCACUUUGAAACUUGCAUAUCACAGUGAUAAGCUGGGAGGCCUCCUGUGAAAAUCAUUUUCCCGUAAGUUGUGGAGGAAGGCAAACACUUUAGGUGUUAGCAUUUACCUCAGUUUUAAGUAGCUGUAGAUUUCCUGCAGAAAUAAAACCAGAAAGAUGUCUGUUUAAAUUAAUGACAUUGAUUUUAAGUGCCGAAAAUAUAAGACUGUCUUAACUUUGUGAGAAUUUUUUUUUUGUUUUGCUUGUUUUGUGCCUGAACUAUGUGCCUCUGCUGACUGUAACUUGAAUAUAAUAUUAAUAAAAUAUUUUGAAUGUCUAA
Pangasianodon hypophthalmus (striped catfish) is the source of this 2905-nucleotide messenger RNA. It is a transcript of the gene xkrx, whose product is annotated as XK related X-linked. Gene Ontology annotation, cellular component: membrane. The coding region runs from base 660 to 2108 and encodes 482 amino acids. The record is from RefSeq and is a predicted model, not a curated record. The transcript has 3 exons. NCBI's taxonomy places the organism in Eukaryota, Metazoa, Chordata, Actinopteri, Siluriformes, Pangasiidae.